AUGGCGUAUUGUCAAUUCUUGGUUCUCUUCUUUCUGAUGUCGUUUACAACCCCAUUGUCAUCUACUUCAACGGCUUAUGAAGUACUAGAAGGGUAUGAUUUCCCAGUUGGUCUUCUUCCCAAAGGGGUAUUGGGAUACAAGUUGGACAAUUUCACAGGUACAUUCUUUGCCUACUUAAACGGCUCGUGUAGUUUCACUGUUGAUUCAUAUGAGUUAAAGUAUAACCCCAUCAUAGCAGGCAAGAUAACCAGCAAUAAGCUAUACUACUUGUCUGGUAUUGAGGUUAAGAUAGCUUUUUUCUGGCUGAAAAUUGUCUCUGUCACGCGCAACAAUGAUGAGCUUGAAUUCUCAGUUGGCUUCGCCAGUGCCAACUUUGAUGUUAGUAAUUUUGAGGAGAGCCCCACUUGUGGUUGUGGAUUUGAUUGUGUUGGGUAUGGCAAUGCAGCAAUGAAGGAUACAACGAAGCUUAGUAACCGUUUAGUGUCGUUUUCGUAUCUAAAUUGAUCGAGUUUGUCAGCUAAUUUAUGAUUAGCUUGAGUACUAAUUUGAAUAAAUUGGUUUGAACUAUCUAGUUUGGCUGUGUUUGAAUAAAUUAGUGUCGUAUUCUUAUCUAAAUUGAUGCUAUUAAAGAUCAUGUUGUAACAUGUUACUGUGUUUAGAAUUAUAAACCUUGGAUAAAAGGUGUUUGAUGGUAACCUGUUGUAUAAUUGGUACAAACUAAUUGCAGUUUGUGUGAUUGUAUAACCUAGACUACGCGUAGUUAUCUCUUGCUCAUUCUCAUCAAAGUUAAUAUUAUCAUCAAA
This is a messenger RNA of Cannabis sativa, 803 nucleotides long. RefSeq lists its product as uncharacterized. NCBI's taxonomy places the organism in Eukaryota, Viridiplantae, Streptophyta, Magnoliopsida, Rosales, Cannabaceae. The coding region runs from base 1 to 504 and encodes 167 amino acids. The transcript has a single exon. The record is from RefSeq and is a predicted model, not a curated record.